Molecule: messenger RNA, 1689 nt
Organism: Babjeviella inositovora NRRL Y-12698
Lineage: Eukaryota; Fungi; Ascomycota; Pichiomycetes; Serinales
Exons: 1
Coding region: 1-1689 (562 amino acids)
Molecular function (GO): ATP binding; nucleic acid binding
Source: RefSeq, a predicted model, not a curated record
AUGUUAAAGUACGAUCCCCGUGCUUCAGGUUCGUUCCAGGUAUUUGGGGUGCCCGAGGUGGUAGACAAUCUCUUGCAUAAUACGUUCCCGGAUAUCAAAGAACCCACGAUGGACCAGAAGGCAAUGCUCAGUGUGUUAAAUUCCAACCUCUCCAUCAUCACGAGACAGGGCCCGGGCACGGGCAAGUCGCUUGCGGUGAUGUUGCACGCGCUAUCGAUGCCGCGGAACUUUGUGGUCAAGUGGGAUAAUGUCAACAUGUCCCACUACAGGAGACAAGACAUUUCAUACUUGAUUCUCGCGCCGAACGACAACGCGGUGCGGUACUACGAAGAGACACUUGACAGGCUCAUUUCAUCCUCAGACACCAAGGCGGAGGUGCCGAAGAACAUGAUUUUCCAGGCACUCUAUGGGGAAAACACAGCGGAAAACCUCCCUCGGGGAUUUAAGGACUUUCAACACCCGCACAUCUUGGUCGCAACACCCAAGACAGUCUUGUGGCUCUUGCACAAGAACGCAGAGCUCGUUAAUUUCAGAAACUUAAAAUGUGUUGCCUUUGAAAAUGCCGAGGAGUUGUUCACAAGCAAGACCCAGCUCGUACAAAUGGGUUUGAAGAAGCGCCACGAGUACGCCGCCACUGCCUUGCUCAAGCAGAUCAUCUACGUUCAGCGCCAGGAGACGAUGUGGGUCGAGCAGUACAAAAUUCACAGGCCCGUCUGGCCCCUCCAGUUUGCCUUCAUGUGCACCCCAGAUGGGUACGACGCGGUUAAAAAGACGAUCGAAGAGCAGGCGUGGUGCCGUGAGCGUGCGGUGGCGCCUAUGGGCGCAGCACUCACGCAGGAGGGCUCCGACUACGUACGCACGCUUUUCCCAAAGAAAGUGGAUGUGAGCAUUAUGAAAGCGGUGAAAACUGAACUGGGCGUUUCGGUGUGCGACAUCAACGCGCCAGCCUUCCCCACAGGCUACAAGCUUAAUAAGUUGGUCCACGACGAAAAUUUUGUAUCCUUCGACGAGCAGUAUAUCGGUCACAGACGCCACGUGGCAAAGGACUCCCAACGGGUAAAGUUACCGGACUAUUUGCUAGACUGUGUUAAAACGGUUACUGAUAGGGUCUUUGAAAAGUCGGAUGAGCUUUGGAACGGGGGAAAGACGUUGAUUAUUGUUCCAGAAUGCAUCCCAUUGCCGGCAUUUACCGAGGUUCUCGCAGGAAAAGGCGUUGAAGUUACACCGCUUGAGCGGUUUACGCCCGCGGUACACGCCUUCUUCACUCCCACAAAUGACUCCAGCAGGCACUUACUUGCUCAUAUGUCCCAGCUCAAGGGAGUUCCGUUGCCGAACCUAUCAACCAUCAUCACCGUGGGUGUGGAUGCGAUUGCCGACAACCGCGUGCUUGUGGAGCUCGCGGGCUUUACGCGUAAUGAGCUUGGGUUGCACCAGCAGCGAGUCUACAAGCCCGUACAUAAAAACAAAGCGUACCAGAGCUUUGACAUUUCGGAGAAGCAGAGUCGAGACGGAAAGAUGGGGCGCAUUAUCCAUAUUGUCCCUGGGGUUGAUUUGCGCGACCCUGAGAAGUUGAACAUGGGCCGUUCGUUGAUCAAGGCCGGUGUUGGGUCGCUUGUCCGGUUCGGAGAUGAAGUCCUCGCGACGGAAAAGGAUAUUAUUUUCGGCGAGGAGCAUUUUGAGGAAGAAUAA